CCAAAACGCCUUGAUUCAGAAUUUAUUCGACGAGGGUCGGUUCUGCUGGAACCAAUUAAGUGGGUGGAUCUGGAUAGCACGUACACAGUUUAUGAGCAACUUGGUACAGGAAGAUUCGGUUUUAUAAAAUUGGCUGAACACAUAGAAUCAAAAAAAAAAAUCGCAAUCAAAUUUUUUCCUAAGCAACAAACGAAGCAGGCAGAUUUUGUGCGAGAAUAUAAUUACUCGUUCUUUCUUUCGCCACAUCCGAAUAUCAUUGAUACGUAUGAAGGAAUGUGUCAGACGAAAGAUGAAAGUGCAUUCUUUUUCGUACAAGAAAUUUGCCCAUACACAUCACUGCGCAAAUUAAUUGAAUUAUCGCAAUCUGGCCUUAGUGAAUGUGCCACAAAAACGAUUAUGACAAAAGUAUUAUCAGCAGUUGAAUUCAUGCAUAGUGAGAACUUCGUUCAUCGAAAUCUAAAAGCUGAAAACAUUUUGAUAUUCGAUGAAAAAGAUCUUAAUCGAGUCAAAAUUGCUGAUUUUGGAUUGACACGGAAAGUACACACCACAGUAAAAUAUUUAGAAUAUGUAAAUAAUUAUCAAGCACCUGAACUAUGUGAAACUGUUGUGAAUGAAGCAUUUACUGUAGAUGAAUCAAUUGAUGUAUGGGCUCUCGGUAUAUUGUUUUAUUACUGCCUAAAAGGACGCUUUCCUUGGCAGAGAGCAACAAUAAUGUGCAAACCAUAUUGGGAAUGGGAACAGUGGAUGAAGCAUAAGUUACCACAGCUUCCUAAACGAUGGGAAUCUUUCAAUGAAAAUGCUAUAAAACUUUUCAAGAAAACGCUUAAUCCCAGAUAUAAGGAUCGUUGGUCAGCCAGAAAAAUUGAAAAAUUUAUCAAAAAAGAACGAAUUCGAAAAAUUGAGAAGGUGGUGCAUGACGAAAAUUAA
This is a messenger RNA of Dracunculus medinensis (Guinea worm), 927 nucleotides long. NCBI's taxonomy places the organism in Eukaryota, Metazoa, Nematoda, Chromadorea, Rhabditida, Dracunculidae. The record is from the annotation of a GenBank genome assembly.